GUGGUGGGCUUCUUUAAGGGCAUGUCGUUCCCUCUGGCCAGCAUCACCGUCUACAACUCGGCGGUGUUUGGCUUCUUCAGUAACAUACAGAGACUUAUUAGCAAGUAUCGCUAUGGAGACGGACGGCAACCCUGCGGCAUGAUGGACCUGACGCUGGCCAGCAUGCUGACCGGGCUGGUGUCCGUGGGGCUAGGAGCUCCAGUGGACCUGGUGAAGAUCCGCCUGCAGAUGCAAACACAGAUGGUUCUGGCAGUGAACCCAAUCCCACUCAAUUGA
Notothenia coriiceps (black rockcod) is the source of this 276-nucleotide messenger RNA. Its product is annotated as solute carrier family 25 member 48-like. Lineage: Eukaryota; Metazoa; Chordata; Actinopteri; Perciformes; Nototheniidae. Gene Ontology annotation, molecular function: transmembrane transporter activity. The transcript is spliced from 2 exons. Gene Ontology annotation, biological process: transport. The record is from RefSeq and is a predicted model, not a curated record. Gene Ontology annotation, cellular component: mitochondrion. The annotation marks the transcript as partial.